AUGGAAGAAGCGGCACAAUUAGAUUGGAAGGCUACACUCAGUGAUACAGAGCGUCAAGACAUCGUUCAGAAAAUUACUGAGCUGAUACAUAGGUAUAAACCAGGUGUUCCAGCCAAUGAACUAUUGGAGCAAUCAAGAAAGUAUGAGAUCAGUGUGUUCAAUAAGCCUCAUCAAUCAAAAAACAGUUACUUCCAGAUGGUCGCCAAACUCCUGGUCCGACUUGAACAACAACAGCAGCAACAACAACAGCAACAACAACAACAGCAACAACAACUACAACAGGGAGGAGGCUUCCAACAACAGCCACAGCCACAACAACAUCAACAAAAUGUAAAUACACAUCAACAACAACAACAACAACCACAUAUUGGUGGAAGUGAACAUUCAUCACCAAUGCAAUCUCAAAUGUCACAUCAACAUCAACAUCAACAGCAGAAUGUAGCCCAACUGGGUGGUGGAUCACCUUAUGUAUUCAAUAGUCCACAGCCACAACAAACAACACCAAUGCAAUAUGGUGGUCAGCCAAUGGUAUCGCCUCAACUGCCAACGACACCUGGGGUAGGCAUGCCUGGCACUGUCACGGGAGUGCCAAUGACCACACCUACCACCCCGUCAGGGUCCUCAAUGCCAUCGUUCACUCCGCCAUCCAAUCAACAAAUGCAUAUACUACAGCUACAGAAUAGAUUGAAUGAGAUUGGUUCGGACCCAGCGCAUCACAUGGAGGCUGAGAGGCUACGAGCUGACCUCAUCAAGAUACAGCAACACCAACAACAGCAGCAGCAACAGUUCAUCAAUGCACAGAGGGUGCCCACGGGAUCAAUGAGCACUCCUCCGCCCCCAAGUCCACAUGGCACCUCCACUCAAGUGCCCUCGAAACUCCCGGCACAAGUGCCUCACCCAAUGAAGGGUACGCCCUUGGUGCGUACUCCAUCAGCGACUGCAUUGCCUACGAAUCUUCCAAACAAUGUACCAGCGGCAGCUGUUCCAGUCAAAAUGGCAACGCCAUCAACACCACCAUCAGUUGGCCUCCCCACACCGAACCAGACAGCCAAGGCGAAGCCGUCGGCACCUGCCCCGUCACCAGCUACGGCCACGGCCACGGCCACAGCUCCAGCUCCAGCCACAGGCACGACCACAGCCACUACAAACACACAAACUCCUGAGCAAAGAUACGUCAUCUUACUCAAGAAGCUCAAGGAGUAUGCCAAUAUUAUUGAGCCAAUCAUUCAUGGCAUCGAGACAACGCCAGCAUCACAGGCCAACAAGAAGAAACUGUUGGACAUCAUACAGAUCAUCAAGAAGACGCCCGAGUCUGGGCCCUUUGAGCUCAGGUACGAGGCACUGGAGAUGUACGAGAAGGAGUUUGUUCGAAUAUAUCAGACGACAGUGCUCAGCGAAGACUAUCAGAUGAAGAGGAUGAUCGAUGUGAUAAACACCUCGGAGAAUGAGGGUAUACUGCUGGCGAUUGAGAAGGAGAUAUUGACGGCGUUUGAGCGAUCCAAACGCUUUGUGUCGACGACCCAUCUCAACAGAGCCGGCGGUAUAAGCUCACGUGGAUUCACUCUUUGGUUCAAGAAUCCCAUCCUACACAACCCUUACAAUGACGCGCCACCAAGUGACAACAUCCAACCAAAGAGGAAGUUGCCCCUUAAGCUAAGCCUUGAACAGAAUGAAUCGCUACAAAAGAGACUGAGAGACGAUCCAUCAAAGGCAGCCAAGAGCCCAUCCGAUAUUAUGUACGAUCUUAUUAGAGUAUCAAAGUCAGAUAACAAACUACUACCAGCAACAAUCAUCGACACGGAGACGAUUGUCAUUACCGAGGUUGUCAGCAGACAGCCAACCAACCUCUAUAUACACUUUCAAGCCAAAGAGAUUUCACAUCGUUGGACAGGGCCUGGUACCAAUCCACCUCUAUUUAUUCAACGGUAUCCAUCCAUUCAGAUAUCAACUGACGCCGAACUGUACCGCAUUCAGCCGCUGUGUCGAUGCGCUUGGGACAGCGCCGAAUCAAUCAUCGAACGCUACAAACAGUCAUUGAUCAGAGGCAACAUUAUCAAACAGGAGUUGGCACAAUUGGCCGAGCGCAAUCUAUACGCGAUGGACACGGUGCUCGACCAACGCGACUCUGCCAUCCAGUUUCACUUCACAUUCAACAACACAUCCAACAAGCCUCCCAUCUCACUCAUCGUACUUCCACCAGACAACUAUCCACAUCAACCAGUGUCCUUUAGAUUUCCAAUCGAAUAUGAUAUAUCACCGUUCCUUCAGUCAAUUCAAAGGUCGAUGGAGAUGGAGUGGCAAAAGAGAAUGGUAAACAAGCCAGCGAUGAAUGGUAGUGGCGGCACCUCGAACGCAGCGGCAACAACUUCAUCAACAGGGUUUGGAAGGAUCAAAGAUGUAUUGGAUGUAUUCGAACAGGUUGUGGACAAGAAUAGCUGA
Acytostelium subglobosum LB1 is the source of this 2439-nucleotide messenger RNA. RefSeq lists its product as hypothetical. The transcript has 5 exons. Bases 1 to 2439 code for a protein of 812 amino acids. Gene Ontology annotation, molecular function: transcription coregulator activity. Gene Ontology annotation, biological process: regulation of DNA-templated transcription. The record is from RefSeq and is a predicted model, not a curated record. NCBI's taxonomy places the organism in Eukaryota, Evosea, Eumycetozoa, Acytosteliales, Acytosteliaceae.